UACGGGCGUGUAAAACACAACAGUCUGUGUCUGGCCAGCACUCAGAGCUGCGAGGAGCGUUUGUGGAGCUGCACUAAAACAGCUUAUUUACGGUGGAUUUUAAGCGUUUUUCCCCCCCAAAGAGUUAUGGAUGCUAGAGGAGUUUGCUGGAUGUUUUGUCUUAUUUUGCUGGCACACUGUGCAGAGCAGCAAACAUCAACGAAGAAAAGAAAUGGCAAGAAAGACUCUACAAACAGUGCAGCAAUUGAGGAACUGAAACAACAGGUUAAUGACAUCAUUCAAGAGCUGAAUUUGUUAAAAGAGCAGCAAGCUUUGCAAACAGUUUGUCUGAGAGGAACCAAGAUCCUCGGCAAGUGUUUCCUGGCUGAUCCAGUGAAGAAGAACUUCCAUGCAGCCAGCGAUGACUGCAUCGCCGAGGGAGGCAGCCUGUGCACUCCUGUGACCGGAGACGAGAACGACCAGCUCUACAACUACGUCCGCCAGAGCAUCGGCCCGGAGGAGCACAUCUGGCUGGGUGUCAAUGACAUGGUGACCGAUGGCCAGUGGGUGGACCAAUCAGGGUCCAAUGUGCGCUUCAAGAACUGGGAGACAGAGAUCACCCUGCAGCCAGACGGGGGGCGUACCCAGAACUGUGCCAUCCUGUCCACCACAGCCAACGGGAAGUGGUUUGAUGAGAACUGCCGAGCUGAAAAGGCCUCCGUGUGUGAGUUCAAUAUCGUCUGAAGCCUCCUUUCUUUCUGACAUUUACACCUGUGCAGAUGAAGCUUGCAGAAACGAAUGACAGCUAUCAGGUAGAUUUUUGCAAUACAUUUACGAAAUAAUGUGCUGCAUCUCUCUUAAGCUCACAUUUUCUUGACCAAGCCAUUCAGAUGUCAAUCCAUAUCAGGGUGACUCCACACAGGUGGUCUAGGAUUUGUCGUUGUGUAGGUUGAAUUCACUGGGAGAUGCUGAUUCAAUAGACUCAUGUGCUCAAACUUUAUAGAUAACAGGCUUCGAGGUAAACACCACUCGAUGGCUUGUCUUUGUUAUGUGUAUUUUUAUAUCAUCUGCUAAUCAACACAAUAAAAAAAAGCUUUUUUUACUGUGCAGCAAUCAUGAAUGUCAAAUUAUGCUGUUUAUAUUCUAUAAUAUAUUACAUUAAUAAAUCUGUGUCUCCACA
Molecule: messenger RNA, 1159 nt
Organism: Thunnus maccoyii (southern bluefin tuna)
Lineage: Eukaryota; Metazoa; Chordata; Actinopteri; Scombriformes; Scombridae
Gene: clec3ba
Product: C-type lectin domain family 3, member Ba
Exons: 3
Coding region: 127-723 (198 amino acids)
Biological process (GO): biological process involved in interspecies interaction between organisms
Cellular component (GO): external side of plasma membrane
Molecular function (GO): carbohydrate binding
Source: RefSeq, a predicted model, not a curated record